Gigantopelta aegis is the source of this 1501-nucleotide messenger RNA. RefSeq names its product lipoyl synthase, mitochondrial-like. Lineage: Eukaryota; Metazoa; Mollusca; Gastropoda; Neomphalida; Peltospiridae. The transcript has 11 exons. The record is from RefSeq and is a predicted model, not a curated record. Gene Ontology annotation, cellular component: mitochondrion. Gene Ontology annotation, biological process: lipoate biosynthetic process. Bases 40 to 1242 code for a protein of 400 amino acids. Gene Ontology annotation, molecular function: 4 iron, 4 sulfur cluster binding; lipoate synthase activity.
AGCCUAUAAUAAAGAUGUCUGCCUUUUGAAAACAUAAAGAUGUCUGCUCUUUUAAAAACAUUAGUUCAACGAUCAUUAGGAGUAAAUUAUUACAAAUACAAAUGUAUACAGCAGGUUGCGGGACUGUUCAGUAAUGAUUCUUCAGUGCUGUAUCGCAGUCUGUCUGAUGACCAGAAGGAGAGGCUGUCCAGUGGUCCAGAUCUGGAAGAUUUUCUUACAGGCAAUGUACCACUAAACCCAUAUGAAGGUGAACAAGGGAUGAAGAAAAUUAAAGGAGAAAGAAUGAGAUUGCCAAAAUGGUUACGGACCAGUAUUCCCAUUGGAAAGAAUUACAACAGGCUGAAGAAUUCUCUGAGUGAAUUGUCUUUACAUACGGUUUGUGAGGAAGCAAAGUGUCCGAACAUUGGAGAGUGUUGGGGUGGAGGUCAGCAUGGAACAGCUACAGCCACCAUAAUGGUCCUUGGUGACACAUGUACCAGAGGCUGUCGAUUCUGUUCAGUGAAAACAGCACGGAACCCUCCGCCCCCAGAUCGAAAUGAGCCACUGAAGACGGCCCGUGCUAUUGCAUCAUGGGGCUUAGACUAUGUUGUUCUCACAUCAGUUGACAGAGAUGAUUUACCUGAUGGUGGUGCUAUUCAUAUUGCUGAAACCGUUAAAGAAAUUAAAAAACUAAAUCCUAAGAUUUUGGUUGAGUGUUUAACCCCUGAUUUCCGUGGUGACCUGAAGGCGGUUGAAAUGGUUGUCCAGUCCGGUCUUGAUGUUUAUGCUCACAACGUGGAAACGGUGGCCGAUCUACAGAAAUUUGUACGUGACCCCAGAGCCAACUAUGCGCAAUCUUUGUCUGUUCUUGAGCAUGUGAAGAAGGUGAAGCCAGACCUCAUGACCAAGACGUCCAUCAUGCUGGGACUUGGUGAGACUGAUGAACAAGUGAUGGAUGUUCUGAAAGAUCUUAGGCGGAUUGAUGUUAACUGUCUCACUGUCGGACAGUACAUGCAGCCAACAAAGAGACAUCUCACAGUAAAGGAAUAUGUACAUCCUGAUAAGUUUGCCUAUUGGGAACAGGUUGGAGAUCAGCUAGGAUUUAGCUACACGGCCAGUGGCCCACUGGUUAGAUCAUCCUAUAAAGCAGGUGAAUUUUACAUCAAGAAUCUAUUGAAAAAACAUCAGACAAAUAAAAUGGACAAGAUAUCUUUAAAUAAAGUACAUAAUAGUUCAUCAGAUCAGUCAAUAUCCAUUACAUGAUUGUUGCAUGUGGAAUCUUAUUUUGACACGUUUUUAAAAAGCUGUUACAACUGUCAAAACUGGUGUUUGAUCAUACAUAUUAUUUGUGUGCAUGUUAUUUGACCAUAUGAGGUCAUAUAGUGCUAGAACACACUUGGGUGAAUUUUUAAAAGAAGAAUGAUUUCAAACAUUUGUAACUGCCAAAUGCAUUCAGACUGUGAUAAAACCAAAUAUGUUGAACUUUAUAAUCUCAUGGUGCAAUAAAUGUUCAUAAGCCUGU